Messenger RNA from Lecanosticta acicola, 833 nucleotides. The record is from the annotation of a GenBank genome assembly. NCBI's taxonomy places the organism in Eukaryota, Fungi, Ascomycota, Dothideomycetes, Mycosphaerellales, Mycosphaerellaceae.
AUGGCUCCCAAGAAGAAGGUCGAGCGCAGCGCGCAGGAGAACAUCUCCCUCGGUCCCCAGGUUCGCGAAGGUACGCGCAUCCCAUAACGCACCCGACAUGGAGGUACUGACAUCCAUUGAACAGGCGAGCUCGUCUUCGGUGUCGCCCGUAUCUUCGCCUCCUUCAACGAUACCUUCGUCCACGUCACCGAUCUCUCGUACGUCUGAGCCCACCAAUCCACGGAAGAGACGACCUGGUAGAAAUACACAUGAUAUGGUAUAAAGGCUAACCUGGGUGAUUCCAGUGGCCGUGAAACCAUCAGCCGCGUGACUGGAGGAAUGAAGGCAAGAUGGCACUUGCCCCUUUUUAUGACUAUCUCUAGCUAACUCGUCCACAGGUGAAAGCCGAUCGCGAUGAGUCGAGCCCAUACGCCGCUGUGAGUAAAGUCAUGGGUGGAAGGCACCACUUCAUGCUGGAGACAACUUCUUACAUUCUACCUCUCGCUUCUAGAUGCUUGCUGCGCAAGACGUCGCUCAGCGCUGCAAAGAGUUGGGCAUUUCUGCUCUCCACGUAAAGAUCCGUGCUACCGGCGGCAAUGGCGUAAGGAAAAUCCAGACCACAGUGUCUCAGACGUCUGCUAACCUACUCCAGACCAAGACUCCCGGUCCGGGUGCUCAGUCGGCCCUCCGCGCUCUUGCACGUUCCGGUACGUUGUUUGCCUCACCUCAGGUCCUGGAUUUUUCGCUAAAAUUUCGACAACAUAGGCAUGAAGAUCGGCCGCAUCGAGGACGUCACCCCAACUCCCUCCGAUUCAACGCGCCGCAAGGGAGGUCGCCGUGGUCGUCGUCUGUGA